Bufo bufo (common toad) is the source of this 1132-nucleotide messenger RNA. RefSeq lists its product as uncharacterized. Lineage: Eukaryota; Metazoa; Chordata; Amphibia; Anura; Bufonidae. Bases 5 to 1114 code for a protein of 369 amino acids. The transcript is spliced from 2 exons. The record is from RefSeq and is a predicted model, not a curated record.
GAUUAUGGGCAAUAGAAAUUCUAAUGUGUCAUCUGCAGAUGAGCCCAGGGAUGCCCCCUCUACCGAGGUACAGGCUCCUGGGAGUGCCAACAGUUGCACUAAUGCCCCUGCCAGCCCACCCCUCCAACCCCCCAAUCCCACUCAGGCCACCCUGCCUGACUUUAUUGUAGCCAAUCCCACCACUUCCUCAUCGCUUAUGGCACAUUUAGGUCCCCCUACUGGGGUCCCUGCCGCUAUUGCGCAUAUGGGGGAACGUCCCAAUUCCAGACGGCGCUCAUCUUCAAACUCACCUGAUGUAUCCGUCCGCCGUUACCGGCGCAGGUCGGCAGCUUGUCAUCAACGUUGUUCCCGUCAUCGGUCACGGUCUGCGCGGCGGUCCCACAGAAGUGCCCGCUCCAGAUCGUCUCGCUGGCGGUCACCUUCAUCAACGGAGGUCAGCUCCUGCAGCGAUACCGCUGGCAGGUCUCAUUCACAACGCAGAAGGGGUGCCCAUUCAUCCGCUGCACGGGCUUCUCGCGGGGCCAGCCGGGCCAGCGCGGUGCAGGAUCCGAAUCCUCCAAUCGCCCCAGUGGAACCUCCAGGUCCUUCUACUACCGGAGUUCCGGACCCUAGUGCCAGCAGCUUCACCGGACGGAUCCAUAGGCCCGGCCCAUCUCUGGGACAUCCCGCUGAACGAUUGAUGCCUCUCAUUAGAGCCUCAGUGGCUCCUAGGACCUGGACGGGUUAUGGUAAGGCCUGGGCUGGCUGGGUAGCGCUAGCAGGGACUCAUCCGGUCCAUUCCUCAGUGUCGGAUCGGCUGCGCAUAACCAUCGACUUUAUUUUGCAGGCAAGGGAAGCAGGCGUUUCGGCGGCGGUUAUCCAACGCCGCUUAGCCGGGGUUAGCUUUUAUUUUAGGUUAUUGGGUUGCCUGGCGUUUUUCGGGGCUUUUCGGAUAAGCGAGCUCCUCCCCCCGACCAAGUUCCGGCCAGGUGGUGUUUUGCAAGAUGAUGUCCUUAUUAGGGAUUCCUUGGUGCGCAUUCGCCUCCGCCGGUCAAAAACAGACAUUUUUGGCCGGGGUUCUAGUGUGUCGUUAUAUCGCAUCCCCGGCCCGGCUUGCCCAGUCUCGGCAACCUAGAUCAGAGAGCUGAAACAA